Erythranthe guttata (spotted monkey flower) is the source of this 366-nucleotide messenger RNA. NCBI's taxonomy places the organism in Eukaryota, Viridiplantae, Streptophyta, Magnoliopsida, Lamiales, Phrymaceae. The record is from RefSeq and is a predicted model, not a curated record.
UUAAUUAAUUUAUAAUUUAUUGCAGCAUCGGCAUGCUUCGGGUUUCAAGACCAAGGGACGAUGAUAGCAGCAGCUAACCCUAGUCUGUACAAUAACGGGGCCGCAUGCGGAACAAGUUACAGGGUGCGGUGCACCGGACGCACCAACGCCGGUGUACUUGCACCCUGCCGCAACGGUGAAAUCACGGUGAGAAUAGUGGAUCUCUGCCCUGGAUGUGGGGUCGACCAGCUCGAUCUCUCCCAAGAAGCUUUCUCCAUGAUUGCCGACCCUAAUGCCGGAAGGAUCCUAAUUGAAUACAACCGGGUUUAAAGGGCAGCAAAAGUUUUUCAACUUGGGAGGUCUGGUAUAUAUAUAUAUAUAUAUAUA